This is a messenger RNA of Oncorhynchus masou masou (cherry salmon), 3525 nucleotides long. RefSeq names its product homer protein homolog 3-like. Gene Ontology annotation, biological process: G protein-coupled glutamate receptor signaling pathway; regulation of store-operated calcium entry. The record is from RefSeq and is a predicted model, not a curated record. Gene Ontology annotation, molecular function: G protein-coupled glutamate receptor binding. The transcript is spliced from 10 exons. The coding region runs from base 518 to 1603 and encodes 361 amino acids. Gene Ontology annotation, cellular component: plasma membrane; postsynaptic density; cytoplasm. NCBI's taxonomy places the organism in Eukaryota, Metazoa, Chordata, Actinopteri, Salmoniformes, Salmonidae.
GAUAUGAAAUGUAACCAAUAAAAAAAGUAUCUCUUGCCAAGCGAUACUUGGUAACCAGAGUAGAAGACUGCACGCUUUUCACUCACAUAUUGCACCUCAAGAGGAAUACAACCUGAGCGUCGCGAGGAACUGCGUUACAACAAGGUUACUGAAGUGCAGUCAGAAAGAAAAACUGAGAAAUCUACACACGAUGGACUGCCGGACUGUGGCUAAUGAUACACAUUGCUCCAGUUUCGUGGUGGCAUCGAUGUCCGACGUCGUGGCAAGCUUUUUCAAGUGAAGGGACAGAGCGCAUAUAAUUUUAUUGACAGCGAAUGUCCACAGUAUUCAUAGCCAAUUCUUGCCCUUUGCAGUGCAAUUCCGGUGGUAUACGGAAGCAUCCCUAUACUGACACAAAUAAGAGGAAGGAUUACAGCUCCAGUGUUCAACAUAAAGGAGCCCACAUUGCAGCUCGACCAAUAGAUCUUAUUCAUCUUUUACAACGAAAUGGGAAAGGAUACCUUUGCUGCCUUAUAAGAUGUAUCCUCAACAUCGAGAAAGGGAGCAGCCAAUCUUCAGCGCCAGGGCCCAUGUGUUCCAGAUCGACCCAAACACCAAGAGGAACUGGAUCCCCGCCAGCAAGCAUGCCGUCACCGUCUCCUUCUUCUACGACGGCAACAGGAACGUGUACCGCAUCAUCAGCGUGGGUGGUACGAAGGCCAUCAUCAACUGCACCAUCACACCGAGCAUGACGUUCACCAGGACCUCACAGAAGUUCGGCCAGUGGGCGGACAGCAGGGCCAACACGGUCUACGGCCUGGGCUUCGCUACAGAGCAGCAGCUGCACCAGUUUUCUGAGCGGUUUAAGGAGGUGAAAGAGGCUGCCCGACUUGCACGUGAAAAGUCCCAGGAUAAGAUGGAGUUGGUCAACACUGCUCUCAGCAUCGCUGCCCCACAGGACCUCGGUGACGAGCUCCAGUCUCCGCCGGUGAUGUGUGUGAACGGUCCUGAGGACAAGAUGUUCCGCAGCCAAAGCGCAGACAUCGCACUGUCUUCUGAGAAGGAGCGUAUUAAAAAGAUGCUUUCUGAAGGGUCUAUCUGCGAGAUGAACCUGGAGGCAGAGCUCUUCACCCUGCAGGACAGCAACUCCAAGCUGGUGUCAGCGUUGCAUGAAGCUAAUAACAACGUGCAGCAGUGGAAGAAGCAGCUAGCUGCCUACCAGGAAGAGACGGAGAGGCUACGAGACCAGGUGGCUGAUCUGGAAGCACAUGGCGGCCACGGUCCUAGUGACAUGCUAAAGGACGAGCUGACUCGGUCUCUGGAGGAACUGGAGGCCCUGCUCAAGGCUAAAGACGAGGAAAUCCACAUUCUGCAGAACAAGAAAUCCGAAUACCAUGAGAUGGAGCAGGAGAGAGAAGAAGCCAUACAUAGAUUACAGGAGAUGGAGAUGCGUAACCUGGAGCUGGAGCGGCGGGUGCAGAAUGCCGAGCAGAACCUGGCCGCCUCCCUAGAGGAGCGGGACCGCACAGAGAGUGAGGUGCAGAGGGCCAUCGAGAUCCUGGACAUCAAGCUCUUUGACCUGAACGACCUCCGGCAGAGCCUUGUCAAGCUGAUUGACAAAUGAUGCUAAAGAGGAAGGGUCUGUUGGGGACGGCCAAUGCAAAGAGAGGAAGAAAGAGAUGGAGCUGGUCCUCUCCUGCUGUAAAGCACAACACCGCCUCUGCUGUGGGAAGAUUACUGCAUCGCUGUACUGUACUUUCCAGCUUGUUAAGCAAUAUGUUGUGGUGUUACCGAGGCAGUGUUUCCCAACCCAGGUCCUCCAUUGUACAUUUUUAUUGUAACCUGGACAAGCACACCUGAUUCAACUUGUCAACUAAUCAUCAAGCCCUCACUUAGUUGAAUUAGGUGUGUUUGUCAAGGGCUACAACAAAACUGUGUCCUGUUGGGGAUACUGGAGAACCAGGGUUGGGAAACACUGACCAAGGCAGUGUAUCUGCUGUGUCCGGUGUUGUGCUGCGCUUCAUGUUGCUUUCUUAAGCAACAUUCAAGGCAAUAGUCUUAAGUGCUAGGCUGUUUAUUUGCGAUUAAGAAUAUUGUCAAGAAUGAGAACAAUGACAUCAUUAGGUGCUUGUAGAGUUUGAAUUCAACUGAUUUUAUACAAAUUUGGUAAUAUAAUGGUAUAAUGAGCAAUGUGGAUUAUCUAUUUUAAUUUUCCAGUGAGGAGUUUAUUUUUUGGGGGGAGAGAUCUCAGUGCAACCAUGUAUGUGGAAAGGAGCAUUACAUGACGCAAAUGAACAUUUUUUUUUAAAUGUGGCUGACAGAAUUCACAUCAAAUUAUCAUACAACUCAAGAUAAUUGGUAUUCAAUAACAAGAAAGUAAAGAAUUAGCCUUAUCAAAAUAUUCAGUUUUUUAUACAUCUGAGCAAAGUUAGUGUCACAGAGACCAAAAGAUAUGCCUCUGUAAUAAUCUCGAGACAUCAAUAUGAUUAACGUAGUGAGGGCUCGAUUCAAUCCGUAACACUGAAGAUCUGCGCUGUAGCGCCAUUGAAAUGUACUUCUCCUUUCAAUUUCUAUUGCGCUCGUAGCGCAGAUCUUCAGCACUACAGAUUGUUAGUCUUUAUUUAACCUGUGAUAUGUUAACAACUCAUGUCUGAUAACUGUAUACUUAAAAAAAAAAAAUGCAUGUGAAGUGCUCUGAGCGAUAAACAAUCUGUAAAGAAACAUGUUUAUUGACAGAAACGUCAGAUGUGUCCGUGUUACGGGUACCAGUUGUAAAUAUAUAACUUUAUUGGUACUAUGGCAUGCUGGUAAUAGUGUGAUGUAUGAGGCAUGGGAGGGUAACUUGUGAAUAUGUUCCAAUAAGAACUAAAAGGCACCAAAGAGAGUUGAGUUCUCAAAGUAAGAGCUUUCAAAAGCUUGACUCAACAGAUUCUCAUUUGUGUUUAUAGAAUGUUAAAUUAGCGCUAGAUUAGUCCUGAUAAUUAGGUAGAUGAUUUAGAUGAGCGAUAAGAUUUAAGACAUUUAAGUUUGCUCUUGCAAUAAGUCAAUGUUAAAUUAAGACUUCUCAAAGAGCCAUUGUCUCUAGCCAGAUUGUCUAAUAAUUGAUAUAAAAAUAUAAUCCGUUCAAUCCAUAGCACUGAAAAUCUGCGCUAUAACGCUGUAUGUCGGCACAAUCGGAAAUUACCUUCAAAAUUUAAAUCAUAAAUGCUAAAGCGCUACGGAUUGAACUGAGCUCUUCAUUCAUGAGGUUUACGUAAAUAUAACUAUCUUUGAGACUUGAAUGAAUGCAUUUGAUCAGCUCUUAUUUCCCUCCAGCAUAUGUAAUCAUUAAGAGCAGUAGAAGGGGCUUGAUGUUCAUCUUAUAGGAGACAAUGCUAUAGGCCUUGUAAGUGGUUGUAUGUAUUUGCAUUUACUGUAAAAAAAAAAAGAUCUGUGAUGAAAUUGCAAGUUUCAUUGCACAAAUGAUAUUUAGAUUAAGGCACUCCAGUGAAGUGGAGCAAAAUGUUAUUUUUCAUGAACCUUUGUUCAACAGAAACUGUCUAAAAA